Molecule: messenger RNA, 1152 nt
Organism: Trichoderma gamsii
Lineage: Eukaryota; Fungi; Ascomycota; Sordariomycetes; Hypocreales; Hypocreaceae
Product: cytochrome P450 monooxygenase
Exons: 2
Coding region: 1-1152 (383 amino acids)
Biological process (GO): lipid metabolic process
Source: RefSeq, a predicted model, not a curated record
AUGGAUAUGAACAUCUAUUCACAGCCUCUAUAUCUUCUGGUCGGUGCCGUUGCCCUCUUUGAAGUUUCUCUCUUCUAUCUACCACCGCAUUCCCUCUACCGCGCCGCAGCUAUCGCUCUGCUUGCGGCCGUGACAUACAGCUUCCAGCUCAGCCUCCUGGAAUAUUUCCCAAAUCGCGCCUUCAUAUCUCUCGCGCUAGGCGCAACCUGGACGACAUUCUUGAACGCCUUUGAGAUCCUGCUCGUGUCAAAUGUCGGCCCUCAAGACUCCGGCCUUCAUUUAGGCGGCCCUAGAACGCCCAUCCGCCAGGCAUUUCGGGCAGCUACAUUGCCAUUCAACUGGCGGCGCAUCGGAACUAGGUGGCAGAUCGACGUCCCAGCCUCAACAGAAGACGACUCCAUAUCUGGACGCGUACGUUUUCUUUUCAAAAGAGUGGGCGUUUUCAUCGCCUGCUAUCUCUUCAUAGACCUCUGCUCCGCCGGGCCUCCGCCAGACUCAAGUAUGAUCACGAGGGAAAAGCAAACCAUCUCGUAUCUGCUUGCUGGCACGGGGGCAACCUCAGAAGACAUCGGCUUUCGAGUGAUUACCACCAUCGUCUUUCUCAUUAACGCAGCCCUUGGCGUAAUCGGGGUCUACAAUCUUUUCGCAAUUGCUGCCGUCCUUUGUGGUGACCAGCCUCAGAGCUGGCCUCCCAUCUGGCAAGGCUGGCCGAAUCAGGCGUAUUCCGUGAGAAGAUUCUGGGGCAAUUACUAUCACCAAGGUCUGCGCAAAGCGCUUACUGGGCCGGCUGACUGGAUUGUUGAUUUGGUUAUUCCCCGUGGAAGCCUGAUUUCGCGCUACUCGCGGCUUGCUCUCGCUUUCUUUUUAUCUGCAAUGCUACACCAUCAGGCUGAGGGGUCUGAAACUGGGCAAUUGAUCUUCUUCAGCAGCCAGGCAUUCGGGAUCAUGUUAGAAGAUACAGUCUGCAGGCUGUAUACGUUUAGUCCUAUACAGCUCCCUCGACGCAUCGAGCGCGCCUUGGGAUACCUUUGGGUGCUGGUAUGGUUGGUUUGCCUCGUGCCAUACUGGUCUUAUUCGACAAUGCGCAGAAUGGACGACCCUGUGAGGGAUCAAGCGACCUUUGGAAUUUUCAAAAAAUUUUUAUCCCAAUAA